AUGAUUCCUGCCAGACAAACCGCUCGCUCAGCAGUGUCCAGGGCCGGGCGCUUUGCCCCGGGUCCUCGCCGGGGCCAGAUCCGCUUCCAGUCUUCCUCCACAUCGUCCACACCCUCAUCGGGCGGCACUCCAUGGGCAGCCGGUGUUCUUGGUGGCGUCGUCGGUGCCAGCCUUUUCUACGGGGUUUAUUCGUUCACACCGUCUGGUCGGACUGCGUCUAGUUUGAACAAGGCCGUCGUAGAAGCGGAGAAGAAAUACCAGGUCGCUGCGAAGAAGCUCCAGCAAAAGACUCCGUCUGCAGACGAGGCGAUCGACUCGAUCAAGCAGGUGGCAUAUUCCUACGUUGGCUGGGUCCCCGGAGGGCGAUCCUACGUCGACGCCGCGUUCAAGGACUGGGACAAAGUGCGGGAGAACCACAAGGAUGAGGCCGAUAAAAUCAUCACCGAUGCAUACAAGCAAUUCCAGGACGUAUCCAAGUCUGGACUGAGCCUAGUCACUGCCACACGCGCCUAUGAGAUUCUUGCCGACCUGACCAAGAAAAUUACCAAUCUCACAGGCGAUGCAAUCUCGGACAUCCUCGACAAUCAUCCUGAGGUCAAAAAGAAGUUUGGGGGGAAUGUUGAUCAGCUGAAGCAGCUGAGCGAGAAAUACGGGCCGGAGGCCAAAAAGCAGGUCGACGAGACUUGGAAGCAGGUCAAGGAUAUCUUCGCCAAUGGAUUCAGUGAGGAUAACAUCACCAAAGCACGUAAGCUGAUCGAAGAAAAGCUGCAAGAUGUCCGCAAGCUUGGUGACCAGGCAUGGAACAAAGCACUUGAAGAGGCUAAGCCAUAUCUUGAUAAGAACACCAAGGUGAAGGAAUUGGUGGAGAAGAACGCCGACGCUCUGAAGCAAGGCGACGUCAAGAAGCUUUUCGAAAAGGCCAAGUCUGCGGUGGAUUCGGGAAACUUAUCUGAUCUCGAGGGUUACGUGAAAGACCCGUCUAAACAGGCUCGAUCAUCUGCCGAGUCGCUGACAAGUGGAUGGGGCUCACUGGAUCAAUACUCGAAGCUACUGCCCCAUGGCGACGAGGUGAUCUCCAAAUUGAAAGACCUCAGCCAGGUUGCUGAGAAGCACCGAGAGGAAGGCGAGAAGCUUUUACAAGAGACUGUGGAGGAACUGAAACAAGUUCUUGAGAAGAAAUCUAAAAAGGCCCAGGAAAUUGCCGACCAGGCUAAGAAGGAAGUUAAAUAG
This is a messenger RNA of Clonostachys solani, 1230 nucleotides long. Lineage: Eukaryota; Fungi; Ascomycota; Sordariomycetes; Hypocreales; Bionectriaceae. The record is from the annotation of a GenBank genome assembly.